Lotus japonicus is the source of this 2072-nucleotide messenger RNA. Its product is annotated as leucine aminopeptidase. Gene Ontology annotation, cellular component: cytosol. Gene Ontology annotation, molecular function: metallopeptidase activity; zinc ion binding. The transcript is spliced from 4 exons. The coding region runs from base 72 to 1928 and encodes 618 amino acids. The record is from RefSeq and is a predicted model, not a curated record. Lineage: Eukaryota; Viridiplantae; Streptophyta; Magnoliopsida; Fabales; Fabaceae. Gene Ontology annotation, biological process: proteolysis.
AGCAAAAACCUAGUCAUGUAAAAGGACAGACCCACAAAAAAACACAGGAAUUUCAGAAAUCUUGUUGAACAAUGGCACCGGUUGAUCCUCACUCGUUCACCGACUCAACUCACCCACCAACCACCCACAUUUCCCUGACUCUGUACUUGGAUUUCUCCUCCUCCACCAUCCACGCCUCCGCACUCUUCACUCUCCAAAACCCUCACUCCGGCCCAUUCUUCCUCGACACUCGCUCCCUCUCCAUCCACUCCAUCAUCGACCCUCAAACCAAAACCCCACUCCCCUUUUCCCUCUCCGUCAACGACCCUAUCAAGGGCUCCCUCCUCUCCGUCACUCUCUCAAACCACGCAUCAUUUCUCGUCACUUUCACCACCUCCCCUUCUUCCUCUGCUCUUCAAUGGCUUCAACCGCCGCAAACAUUCAAAAAGGCGCAACCAUUUGUCUACACUCAGUGCCAAGCCAUUCACGCGCGCUCUGUUUUCCCAUGCCAGGACACCCCAGCUGUCAGAAUCCGCUACUCGGCGCGUUUGAACAUCCCUGAGGAGCUUUCAGCAGUUAUGGCGGCGAAACACGUGGCGCGUCGUUCUCCGGUUGAUGGUGAUGCUCUGUUUUUGCCUUGUGGGGACAACAACAGCAACAGCAAGUUCUCUUGGUGUGCACGGGGGAGGGUGGUGGAGGAGUUUGUGAUGGAGCAGCCUGUGCCACCUUACCUUUUCGCGUUUGCGGUUGGGGAGCUUGAUAAUCGUGAGGUGGGGCCGAGGACGAGGGUGUAUGCUGAGGCUGUGCCACAUGUGUUGGAUUCUGCUGGUAGAGAGUUUGCAGGUUCAGAGGACAUGAUAAGGGAAGGAGAAAGGUUGUUUGGACCCUAUGAGUGGGAGAGGUUUGAUUUGUUGGUUUUGCCACCUAGUUUUCCUUAUGGGGGCAUGGAGAAUCCAAGGAUGGUGUUCUUGACUCCAACAGUCAUCAAGGGGGAUGCAACUGGUGCACAGGUGGUGGCUCAUGAGCUUGCUCACAGUUGGACUGGGAAUUUGAUCACUAACAAGACCAAUGAACAUUUCUGGUUGAAUGAGGGCUUCACUACAUAUGCAGAGCGGAGGAUUGUGGAGGCUGUGCAAGGAGAGAAAAGAGCUACGUUGAAUAUUGGAAUUGGAUGGAGGGGUUUAAAUGAGGAAAUGGAGAGGUUCAAGGACAAUAUGGAAUUUACAAAACUAAAAACAAAUCAGGAAGGAAUUGACCCAGAUGAUGUGUAUUCUGAGGUCCCAUAUGAGAAAGGUUUCCAGUUCUUGUGGCGCAUCGAACGGCAGGUUGGGAGACCUGCAUUUGAUGAGUUUCUGAAGAAAUAUAUUGCUACUUUCAAGUUCAAAUCAAUUGAUACUGAAACAUUCAUUGACUUCCUUAAAGCAAACAUCCCUGGCAUAGAGAACCAGAUUGACUUGGUACUAUGGACAGAAGGUACUGGAAUCCCGUCUGACGCCUAUGAACCUGAUUCCAGUGCAUAUAAAUUGAUUAUAUCUCUGGCAAAUGAGUCCAUAAAUGGAAGGAUGCCACGGGAGGAUGAAGUUGCUGAUUGGCAUGGUCAGGAGUGGGAGCUCUACUUGGACAACUUGCCAAAAUCCUUUGAAGUUUCUCAGAUCCAAGCCUUGGAUUCGCGCUACAAGCUAUCCGAAUCAAAAGAUUAUGAGGUGAAGGUGUCGUUUCUGAAACGGGCUAUAUCAUGUGGAUGUAAAGCUUACUACAGUGAAGUGGAGAAAACCUUAAAAGGAGUUGGGAGGAUGAAGUAUCUCCGUCCACUUUACACUGCUCUGGUGAAAGGCGGUGCAAAGGAAGAUGAUAAAGUAUUUGCCAAAAGAAUUUUUUCAGAGGCUCGUGAGAGUUACCAUCCAAUUGCUCAAGGUGUUGUUGAGGCCAUAUUUGCCAAGCAUCUGUAGAAGAAGAAAAAUGUUUCUCAGAAUGCUUUCUGUAUCUGAACAUCAACAUGUUCGUCUGUUUUCUGCUGUUUUGAGUAUGCUCCUUUCUAAUGAAUAGUUGAUAUAUGGUUUGCUUUUAUUCUGAAAUGAGAAGAUAUUUCAUAA